UAGCAGCAGCGGCGGUGCGGAGCAGAGCUAGCCAGAGCGAGUAUGUGGUAGUGAGAGGGAGUUGGUGGGUAGCUGUCUGUGUGUGGCUCUCCACGCCUCUGGGGACUACUUGAGGCGGCUUCUAAUUCCUAAACUGGGUCUACGAGGAGCAUCGCAGCGCAUAGUCUGUCUGUUGAUCUCGGCGUAAAACAUGAUGCGACCACAGAGGCAUGGGUCUUGGAGUGCUCAGGACGACCUCAAGGUCGGGCGGCACACCGUGCGGCUCAAGAGGAGCCUUGGAGAAGGAGGCUUUGCCUUCAUACACCUGGUGGAGGAUGUCAACACGGGACGGGCGCUAGUCCUGAAGCGGUCGAGCCUGCAGAGCCACGAGGGCAGGGUGGUCUACGAAAAGGAGGCGUCCAUCAUGCGCUCCCUCGCUCACCCCAACAUUGUGCAGAUCGUCACCGCGGUGGAGCUGCAGAGCUCCAAAACGGGCGCCAUCUUGAUGGAGUUUUGCCCACGUGGACACCUCCUCGAGGCGCUCAACAGCCUCGGCGGGAAGCGCAUGGAGGAGGAGGCGGUGCUUUCGGUGAUGUGCGACAUCGUGAGUGCUGUUAAGUACCUGCAUGAUAAGGGCAUCACCCACCGUGACAUGAAGCUGGAGAACAUCCUCAGGUCUUCCUCUGGACCCCACAAGCUUUGCGACUUCGGCUCUUGCGUUCAGGGUCGAGUGCCGCUGGACACGGCCGAGCAACGAGCCAACGAGGAGGAGGUGGUGGAGAAGACGACGACACAGAUGUACCGCGCCCCCGAGAUGGUUGACCUGUACCUUGAGAGGGAGCUCACGGAGAAAGUGGACAUUUGGGCUCUAGGCUGCAUACUCUACGCCGUGUGCUACCUGAAGAACCCCUUCCAGGAUGCCGGAAACCUGGGGAUUCUGAACGCAAAGAUUCGCAUCCCCGACGACUCUGUUUUCUCUUCCGGCUUGGUGGAUCUCAUCCGGCGCUGCCUCACCGCGUCACCAACUCACCGACCGAGCGCAUCCGAGGUCGAGGCUGGCAUCCAUGCGUUGAGUAAAGGGAACCCUUUGCCCCCGCCGAGACACAAGAAGAAAUCGUCGGAAGCGGAUUGCGGCCAUGCCGCUGGUACUGCUGCGGCAAGUGUCGGUGGUGUUGCGGCGCAGGCAGCAACUGCUCCGGCGAGCAACAGCGGCGGCCUUUCCAACAGUGUCGGGGCCCUGGCUCGCAAUGUUGUAGGUGGAAGGGGGCACGAGGGGAGCGGGAGGACGGUGACGGCGGCGGGAGCGGCGGGGAAGAGUUAUUCGCAACAGGUUCUUACCCCCCCGAAGGCCAAGCCAGUAGCAGCUCAACCGCAGCUAAACCCAAACUCGGUGGCUGCCAGACGACUAGCGUCUCGGAAGGGUUCGGCUUCUUCAAAUAAUACCGGGAGUAGAAAUAGCUUGGUCCCGCCGCCGCCGCCGCCACCGCCUUCUGAGCAAAGGCCGGAUGACCACGGCCGUGCCCCCGGCGGCAGCGGCGGCUCGCCAACGGGGUGGCCGGGAGCAUCGACGGCGGCGGCGGCGGCGGCAGCGGCGGCGGCGGUUGGCAGCGGGGCUGGUGGCGGAGACGGUCAUUUAGACCCGGAUGGCUGGAGCAACUUCGCGGCCUUUGAUCAGUUCCCGGAGGCGUUGGAUUUGUCCACGUCAGGCCGACAGCAGGGUAGUAGUAAUUUCGGGGCGGCACCGUUUGAGUCGCCGGUGGCGGCAGUUGGAGAGUCCCCGCUGGUGAUGAACGUG
Messenger RNA from Ectocarpus siliculosus, 1774 nucleotides. Lineage: Eukaryota; Phaeophyceae; Ectocarpales; Ectocarpaceae. The record is from the annotation of a GenBank genome assembly.